AUGAAAUUUGCUGAAAUUAAAACUAUACGAACCAAAUCAGAUGAAAUCAUAAGCUGGUAUUGCUAUAGAAGCAAAAUUGGAGAAAAUAAGAUUAUGCAAAUCAAAUCGUAUAGUGCAAAUAAACUCUCAAAGUUAACUGACAUGCAAAUCGAUAUUAUUAAAACAACACUGCGUGAAAAAAAUUUACGCACUCACGUGACUUCAGAAAUGAUCACUAGCGAUGCAACUGCACCUGCCAAAUCUAAAUUUCGGGUCAGGAUUCAGGAAUCGGAAAAAUAUAUGCAUUUCCAAAACUCUAUUUUGUAUAUACCGAAACUAACAGAGUUGUGGGAAGUUUCAGUUUCGUUACCCAUGUUUAAUAAUGACAGAUAUGAAUUUAAGAGUUCAGGCUUAUGUCCUGGAUGUGAAAAAGAGCAUGAUAAAGGAAAGGUAGUUGGCCGAGAUAUAAAGGGCUCUUACUACAUUAAGUGCCGGUCCUUAUUGAAUGAAAAAGAAAUCAAGAUAAAUGCUUCAUCGGAAAUGAUUUCAUCAGACAUGUCUCAAGCAAAUAUAUCAAAGAUGCGAGCCCAAUCUAAGCCAACUUAUGACCGCACCUAUUUUCACAACAAAAUAUUGGAUCAAUAUCCUAAUCUAUAUAGAGAAGGUAGUAGUGAAAAUUUCGAUUAUUAUGGGAUUACUGAUGAGAUAUCAUGCGGAGUCUCAAGAGAGACUAUCUGCCCAUUAUGCAAUUUAGGUCAUGAUGAUGAAGAAAUAGAAGGCAUACAUCCAGUCGCCAAUAGGCAUCCCUAUUGUAGUUUGAUAGGAUGCCGAUUGGAGAAUAUUGUACCACAUUCAGCUUUGCCGAUUGUGGCCGGAUACUGA
Messenger RNA from Rhizophagus irregularis DAOM 181602=DAOM 197198, 861 nucleotides. Lineage: Eukaryota; Fungi; Glomeromycota; Glomeromycetes; Glomerales; Glomeraceae. The record is from RefSeq and is a predicted model, not a curated record.